GGCGGGACACAAGGCCGAGUGAUUCAUCUUCCGAAACAGAGACGAUCUCUGCGCACGGCGCCGUGUUUAUAGUGAACACGGCGGACCGCAGACUGAUCGAAGGAGUCUGUGUGUAAACCUGUACAUUAAUCUGUCCAACUGCACUACCUGUUCAGCUAUCUAUCGAUGGAGGACAUUAGAUAACCGAAGGACUUGACGUAAACCGGAGCAAUAAGGUCAAAUACUGAGUUUUGCGUUGAUAUGAAGGUGAAUUACAGCUACCAAAACAACGCGGUGAGUGUGUGCAUGAUGAGUGGCUGAGGAGGAGGAGAAGAAGGAGGCUGCGGUCUGAAACCAGAUUUUAUCCUGGAUAUUUCGAAACCAUCGUCGUGUCGCUCACACGCGGGGGGUUUGUGUAUCGAUUAAAUAUGCUAUUAAAAUCCUAGAAGGUCUAUUUCCAUCCCAAUUUUAAGGGGGUUUGACCAGUUUUCUGCCUCCCGAGAAUCCUCCAGCGACGGGACGUUGAACGUUUUUUCCUCCAGACAUGGAGUGUGAAGAUGCGGAUUACAGAGGAAUCCCCACCGCUAGUUUAGCCGCAUUGGUUUCAUUAUACACAUCAACGCGGCGUUGUUUUUGGCAGGAAUAAACUGAACUAUGAGUACAUCUUUUCUGGCGAGAGGAAUAAAUCGGUGAUUCUGGAGCACGAUUGGAUUCCCAUUGGGAAACGUGAGAAAACUAACGUUACCCUGCUAACCUGUAUGUAGUUGCUAUUAGCUCCAUUAGCCGGCUAACAGCUAAAAGGUGCUGGUUGGAUAUUUACCAAAUAAGAGGCUUUUUAAUAAUUCUGACAAGGUUUCGACCACGUUUCCUCCCCUCAACACACAUAUUCAUAGGAUUUUGGAGGAUUUACUCAUCCAGGAAUGAGGUCUCGAAUGGAAAGGAGCCGCUUGACCUUGUUUUGGGGUCUGAUGCUGGGUCUGUCGUCCUGCCUCCGGCCCGCCACCGCAGAGAUCUGUGGCCCCAGCAUCGACAUUGGCAACGACAUCAGCGAAUUCAGGCGUCUGGAGAACUGCACAGUGGUGGAGGGCUACUUGCAGAUCCUCCUCAUUGGUGACAAAAACAACAACAUCAACCAGGAAGUCUUCCGCUCCCUCAGCUUCCCCAAACUGACCAUGAUCACCGACUACUUGCUGCUAUUCCGUGUAUCCAGCCUGGACAGUCUGAGCACGCUCUUUCCCAACCUCGCCGUCAUACGCGGACGCAACCUCUUCUACAACUACGCCCUUGUGAUCUUUGAGAUGACGAGCCUGAAGGACAUCGGCCUGUACAACCUGAGGAACAUCACCCGCGGCGCCAUCCGCAUUGAGAAGAAUCCCGAGCUCUGCUACUUGGACUCCAUCGACUGGUCCCUCAUCCUGGACGCAGAGUUCAACAAUUACAUCGCUGGGAACAAGCAGUCCAAGGAGUGCAGUGAUGUGUGUCCGGGCAUCAUGGAGAACAACCCUCAGUGCAGAAAGACUAUGUUCAACAACAACUACAACUACCGCUGCUGGAAUUCCAACUACUGCCAGAAAGCAUGCGUCUGGCCAGCUUUGUGGGUUGUUGGAGUGGCAGAGUGUGGGCAUGCUGGAGAAGAAGCCAGGGAGCGGAAUAUGUUGGAGGAAGACAUGUUGGAUGGAUGGAGGAGCAGAGCUCUGUGCUGUUUAUCAUUUCUCUCUCCAGCAAGAACACACUAUAGAGAUCAACAAUAACAUCUAGACCACCCCUCUCCUCUUUUGCUGUGUUUGUGCCAAUGGACAGUGUUUUUUUCA
Micropterus dolomieu (smallmouth bass) is the source of this 1790-nucleotide messenger RNA. RefSeq names its product insulin-like growth factor 1 receptor. The record is from RefSeq and is a predicted model, not a curated record. Gene Ontology annotation, molecular function: insulin receptor activity; insulin receptor substrate binding. Gene Ontology annotation, biological process: insulin-like growth factor receptor signaling pathway; glucose homeostasis; regulation of JNK cascade. Bases 900 to 1730 code for a protein of 276 amino acids. The transcript is spliced from 3 exons. NCBI's taxonomy places the organism in Eukaryota, Metazoa, Chordata, Actinopteri, Centrarchiformes, Centrarchidae. Gene Ontology annotation, cellular component: axon; insulin receptor complex.